Molecule: messenger RNA, 444 nt
Organism: Aspergillus uvarum CBS 121591
Lineage: Eukaryota; Fungi; Ascomycota; Eurotiomycetes; Eurotiales; Aspergillaceae
Exons: 2
Coding region: 1-444 (147 amino acids)
Source: RefSeq, a predicted model, not a curated record
AUGCACAUCUCAUCCACUCUCGCGUUGAGUACAACGACAGUCCUCUGUCUCCUAUCCUCAAGUCUCGCGAUCCCAUCGUCGACGUAUUCCCGAAUCGAUAGCCGGGAUAUCCUCCGGCCGAGAAACUGGGACCUCCGCCUCUUCAGCCCCGGCUGCGACCCAAACACGACCUCCUUCGACCUCUCGCUGUGGCACCGCCAGGGCGUAUCCGCCACAGACGGGUGCGCCGCGCUGGACGCGGGCCUAAACGCGAGCGCCGUGGACUCGUUCUCGUGGAAGAGCCCCAGCACGAGCAGCCAGUACGAUCUGUGUCUGUAUGGGGCGGGAUGCGAGGCCGGGGAGGGGGAGGGGGAUGUACAAGUGAUUCGGAGCGGAUGGGAGGUUUGCGUCAAGUAUACGGGGUGGAGGGGGUGGGGGGUUGUGGCGCAUGGGGGGGAGUGCUAG